Molecule: messenger RNA, 6459 nt
Organism: Fimicolochytrium jonesii
Lineage: Eukaryota; Fungi; Chytridiomycota; Chytridiomycetes; Spizellomycetales; Powellomycetaceae
Exons: 4
Coding region: 331-6249 (1972 amino acids)
Biological process (GO): protein ubiquitination; ubiquitin-dependent protein catabolic process via the N-end rule pathway
Cellular component (GO): cytoplasm; ubiquitin ligase complex
Molecular function (GO): zinc ion binding; ubiquitin protein ligase activity
Source: RefSeq, a predicted model, not a curated record
CACCUCGGAAACUUCUUCCCCAGAAUCGUUCCAACUUCACAACUCAGCAUCACCACAUCGUCAAAGAAGAUCGUCUCCGCACACAAAAGCUAUUCGCUGUAUCGACUCACUCGCAAAGUAUAGACAUUAAGCGGUCUGCUUUCCCUCCGAGCUUAUCCGAAACUUCACUCCAUCGUCGCUGACCAUAUUAUCAUCCCCCUGGGAACUUGUUCGACUAUCGAAAAUUUCACUUUUGUUCGGGCAUACGUAGUCCCACAGCAAAGAACGUUACGCAACCAACAUCGCAGCAAAGCAUUCAAAUAAGAGCUCGUCCACUCAACCACAGGCGACAUGAGGCAACGAAGGAUCUUUCUUCCGAACGCCGUGCCCGUCUCCGACAUGCCUCACUUUGACUCGCACCUAUAUACCUACCUACACAACUCCCCAUUUCCCUCGCACUACCGAUAUGAACUUCCCAUCGGACGUGACACCUUGGAUGAGAUCAUCACAAUAGUGAACGAGAGGCUGUGCCUUGGUUCCUCGCCGGAGCUUGUGUUUGGUCAACGUCAUGUGCCUGGAAGGUUCAAUGAGAGUGACCCCGGCAGCAAUGAUACCGGAGCAGGUCAGGGAGCGUCCUCAGCCGACGCACAUCCAGCGGCCCGCGCCCCUGAGUAUCAGGAAUCUCAUCGAGGGAGAGCAUGCGGGCAUGUUUUUAAGAAGGGAGAGGCUAUCUAUCGAUGCAGGAACUGCGGGUUAGAUGAGACCUGCGUCUUUUGUUCGUAUUGCUUCCACGGCAGCGAUCAUGAGGGCCACGACACUUCCUUUUCCAUUGCGACGGGACAUGGGGGAUGCUGCGACUGCAAUGAUCCUGAAGCCUGGAAAGUUCCAGUGAAAUGCAAGUAUCACACCUCGCAUGCCAAGAGCGAACCAAGCUCAACAACUGCAGAGAGCGCUGGAGCCACCGCUGGCGCAUCAUCUAGCGCACUGCCGCAGGUCUUGCAAAACUCGAUCCGAACUACGAUAGCCACGGUUCUGGAUUUCGUCAUCGAUACCAUCAGUGAUUCUCCUUCCAAGCUUCCCAAACCGUCGCGGGGCGACGGCUCGACUGUUAUAUGUUUGGAUGCCCCGGAAGACCACGAGUUAGGAUUUGCCUCGUCGGAUCCCGAAGCAACAUUGAAAUACAAUCACGCAUGCAUCCUAUGGAACGACGAAACACAUUCGUUCACGGAGGUCAUAGACCAGGUCAAGGAUGCAAUGGGCGUCACAACGAAUGAGGCAAAAAUUGUCGCAGAGACGGUUGACUCGCAUGGACGACAUGUGCUGACGGUUUCGAAUAAUUCCGACGAGCUGUCCAGGGUCAUGUCCGUGAUAAGUCGGAUUGGUUUGACCGUCUCCCUACGUUCCGCACGGGAAACCUUCCGGGAAGAAGUGUCCGGUUUCUUGAUAGAAUGGUUGAAGAACCUCCCGAGACAAACUAAUGGCACCCAAAGCGGCUUAUCUGAACCGGUGGAUGCCUUCAUCCGCCGGGUCAUAUGUGAAGAGCUUUGCUCCUCUCGUCGGUCAUUUAAACGGGACUUUGCCAAGAACUCGUUACUUGCUGGAGAUUCACACAUGUCUGGGGUCGUGUUUAGUGAAUCCUCUGGCGAUUUGCAUAUCGAGAGGGGGAUUUCGGAUAGCACAUCGGACCGCCUUUCAAAAGCACCUAUUCAUGAAGGCGUAGCGAGGGAGACCCGGUCAAGACUGGACCACAUGCUUGUAUCCGAUAUCAAGCUUUGGAAGGGGGCCCGGAAUACGAUGCGUGAACUGUACAUAGGCACAUUCAUCGUGAGCGGAGACACCACCAGGAAAUCGUUUGGCAUUCAAUUUGCUCGAUCCUAUCUUCCCAUCAUCACGAACUACCUCUUCCACGACAGAGAGCCGGACCUCUCGGUACUGAAUAUCUCCGUCCAAAUCUUCACCGUGCCGACGAUUGGUCACUAUUUGACUACCCAUACGGAUCUGCUUACAACGAUAUUCACUGUUCUGAAAGCAUUCUUUCUGUCCGAGGUCCUCCCCGAACGGUUUCCUCUGAGGGAGAUUCAGACGGCCUUCGCUACUGCAAGGGAUUGGUCUCAGUCUCGCUAUCCACCACUUACAUGCGAUUCGGAAGCAACAAAGAACAAGCCUUACAUUCAUUUGUUCCAAGAUGCCAAGUAUCUACUAUCAGCUGACAAGCUCGUCCCGGGUGCCGCUGGAGUUGACAAGGCGACCUUCACGCGCUUUUUGGAUCUUUGCUGCGUGUGGCAAGGAAUGCACGCCCAAACGCGAUAUCGCCGCCAGCAUAUCGAGUACGAACGAGAUCAAUGGAUCAGAGCUUUCAACCUCAGUUUACAUAUAGGAAGACUGGUGCAGUCCAUGGCCGAAGGACUGUCUGUCAUCGGACUGAGCGACCUGUUCGAACGCGUCGUCGAAACUCUUAGAUUGCUGGAUUCGUGGUGUCACGCCGUUUUGGAAGAAAGCGUCCACCGGGUGUUACUCCAGCAGGGCCAAGCGACGGGCGUGGGAGUCGACAUGCACAGGCGUAUUCCCGAAGCGGACGGAUUCCACGCUGUAAAUUUCGUGCCUGAGAGGCCGAUCAGGGUGCCAUUUUUCAGCGUGGCCAGUCAGCCAGUCUCAUUUCACCAUCCCUUGCACUGGUUUUUGGCCCACAUGCUCGGCUUGAUCGUAAAGGUGAGCAGUAGUGGAAGAUCUGACGCCGAUGCCCUACUACAGCGAGUCUUCCAAGAAGGACAAGCACCGGGGACGUAUUCCGCAGCGGCCAGCAUCGAGUUUGUGAGUAGAUUGAUGGAGAUUCCCCUGCAAACGUGUGUUUUGCUUUCACAAAUCCGUGCGGGGAUAUGGGUGCGUAACGGCAUGACUAUCCGUGCGCAAGCGUCAUACUACCGCAGCACAACAUUCUGCGACCACCAUGAUCAGGACCUAUUUCUGCUCCAAAUCUACUCCGCUGUUGUCGGUCCGGACAUCUUCCUGACGGCGUUGUUGGAUCGGUACGAUUUGAGUUUGUGGUUCACUGGUGACCCGCGCGCCUGCUCCAGUGCCACCGGACACGAAGACCAGCAGAUUGUACUACUAGUAGAGGAUUUCCUGGAGCUUCUCAUUACGUUGUUCAGCGAGCGCUCGAAACUGCUCCAAUUUGACGAUCGUGCAGAAUUGAGGCGGGAGAUGGUACAUCACUUGGCCGCUGCAGGUUCGCACGGGGUGACGUACUCGGAGCUGUCGAACCGCAUCCCUGAGCGGCUAGUUGAUACUGCCGAUGAUUUUGACGAUAUAUUGGGAACCGUCGCCGAGUACAAGUCACCCGAAGGUCCAAGCGAUAGCGGCGUGUACGUCUUGAAAAACACGGAAUGGGAUGCAGUAAACCCAUGGUUCUGGCAUUUCUCCAAAAACCAGCGAGAGGAAGUUGAGGAGAAACUCAAGACGCGAUAUGUUGCGCGCGGGGAAACUGACUGGUGGAUCCCAAGCCUUCCUACGUCGACGCAGGGUGGCACGGCAGCGCUCGAAGAUAAGCUGAACGCCAUGGUACGGAGCGAUACCCUCAUCCACUUGCUGUAUUUCAGCUUCUGGAACAUCGUUUUCGGCAUUGUCCCGAGUACGACCAUAAUUGCCGAAGCGGUACAUCUAUUGGCUUUGUUCCUGUAUAGCCCGUCGGGGCAUGAGUUCGCUACUUCCUUGGCCAACGUCGUCGUACAGGUGCCGACAGGUCUUCCGGACAAUGGGCCCGACCGAGAGACACUUCUGGACUUAUUGAUCCGAAUCAUUGGCUCUAGCCAAGCGGAGGCCGACGACGACAUGAAGGAUCUGCUCAAACGCAUAGAGCGGCUUGUCCCUAGAAUCGAGGAGAUAGGUGAUGAUCAUGCGAAGUUCAUUGUACGUCGAUGGCGCGACGAAACCAAUGGUCACUCGAACAACGCUGAGCAGUCUGAAAGCGAGAAGAAAAAGCUGGAUGCAAAAGCUGCUGCGAAGGCUCGCAAAGCUGCUAUCAUGGCACAAUUUGCGGCUGCUCAAGAGAAAUUCGUGCAGGAAAACCAAAUGAGCGUUGUGGAGGACGAAGAAGACGACGACGCGGCUCUAAAUGCGGGAGAAGGUUGGGACAUUGAAGGCGAUGAGAUGGAGGGCGUGGAAACAUCAUCGCCAUUGGCACACAAGCGUAUGUGGGACUAUCCGUCCGGCACCUGCAUAUUCUGCCAGGAGGAGACGAAGGACAAAAACGAAACGUACGGCAUGUUGUGCUUCGCGCAGCCCAGCACGCUUCUUAGCAGGGUCGAACUGGAUUACGAGCGACCGCCCACGAUCGCUGCACUUGGCUUAUACAUCUCGACUUGCGGCCAUCUGAUGCACCUUACGUGCUUCCAUCAAUAUUAUGCUUCGGUGCGGAAUCGACAGGACACGCAGCUUGGCAGAAACCAACCUGAAGACCUUGAGCGCAACGAGUUCCUUUGUCCUCUGUGCAAGACACUUGGAAACGUCUUUGUACCCGUCCUCUGGGCUCAAAUGGAGGAAAAAGUGUCUCCCAACAUCACCGACGCAGAGGGGCCGAGUUUCGGUUAUUGGUGGCAUAGUGGGUUGUCAGAGUUCGCCCGUGCUCUCGUCCACGGAGAGUUGAUCGAAGACGAGGGAGAGAUCGUACAGCGAUUCGAACAUGUAGGCCAACCCCGGCGAGAAGCUACCCAGCAAUCCGAUCCGAGUCAUCUGUAUCGCCGCUUCAACCGAACUCUACUCUCAGCAAGUGGGAAUCAAACACGAGAUCUGCAUAUGGAAGGUUGGGUCGAGCGCUGGAAAGCGGUUGCUUACACGAUCCGGUGUCUUGAAGUCGCUGCUCGCAGUAAAGGCGCGAUCCAGAAUGGGAAGUCAGUCAUAGAUCAGAUUCCUGAGAAUGGACUGACCCUCCUUCGCGUGCUAUGUGAAGGAUUGAUGGCAAGUACUGCUGUCGAACUCCGAAACCCAGAAUCGGAGGGAAUGCUCGAGGAAUGGGGCCAGGAGCUCACAUGGGGCAUGUUCUGCGGACUACUGGAAGGCGAGGUCGUGACAAACGAGAUGACACCGUUCUUGAUGAUGCAUGGUGUUGAUGCACUCUGCGAGGUCUUCUUCGGCAUCGGUGUGGUAAAGGGUGGUGAAGACUCGUUCUGGGAGUGGUUGUCGGUGUUCUACAUCCGAGAGAUUGUGGCAACUCUCAUCGGCGUUCUGGAGGCGGUAGGCUUCAACAAGUACAAGGUGGGCGAACGUCGUCCAAAUGACGAGCCACACGACCCAGAAUGGGCCGCUUUCUUCAGAGCGGUGGCGAGUAUGCUCCUGAUCGAUGACCGAGAGAAUCUUGCCCAAUCGGUGCUCGACACAGUUGGAACGACGUACCUGAAAACAUUGAUGCGAAAGACGAUGCAUGGAUUCCUGCGUGGGUGCACGGUUCUGGGUUGGGCGCGGUUUGGUAUCGUGCCAGUGACCGCGGGACCAAGCAGCGAUGGUCAGGAUAUCGAUAUCGAUCAGGAGUAUGAGCAGCUUCGACGACACCUCCGCCUUCCGACCUUGGAUGCGCUAUGCUCAAGCAGUUCUCUUAACGACCAGCAUAUAUCGAAAUUGAUUAAUGGAUGGUGCAGACAGCUCUACGAUUUCAAUCCCGUACACUUCUCCUCGCACGGACGUAUUGCUGUUCCGGGGUCCUUUGCAUCUGGAUCUAGCCUGAGCAACAGCUCCAUGCAAGCUCGUCGACGAAGCUCAGCGAUGUCUGCGCGGCAGCCUUCCCCGACAGUCUUGCUGUAUACAGUAGUUACACCGGCACGAACUCCGACAUUGUUCGCUCUGCCGCAGCGAUUGGAUACCCUGCUGGAGGAGUCAACGCGGAGAGCGUGCCAGAAGUGCAAGCAAGUCCCCGCUGAUCCUGCGAUCUGUCUCUUUUGCGGGACUUUGGUUUGCAGUCAAAGUUACUGCUGUGAGGAGGAUGACAAAGGCGAAUGUAACACGCAUGCCAGAAGUUGCGGCGCGGAUGUCGGCAUCUUCAUUGUCAUCAGAAAAGGGCUGAUUCUGCUUCUACAUAACGACAACGGGUGCUUCAUACAUCCACCCUAUUUGGACUCGCAUGGGGAAGUGGACCCAGGUCUCAGGCGUGGUCGACCACUUUUCUUAAAUCAGAAACGAUUCGACGAACUGGCGAAGAUGUGGACUACACAUGGGAUACCCAGCUACGUCGAAAGGACGAUCGAGCAAACAUUUGACCGUGGAGGCUGGAUCACGCUCUGACCGUCGACUCACGACGUACACAAUUUCAUAUCACCAUCAUCACUGUAAACAGAAUUUCUCUUGAUUGUGCUAUUUAUCUGAUACCCUAGCAUUGAUUGUACAUACAUAGUAGUGUGUAGCCUUGUUCGUUCAAUGUAAUUUUGGAGCUCCCACCCCAAAAAAGCGGGCGAUGGAGAAAAGUGUCGAUGCAAACGCGUCGCCCAGUCCUAC